Rasamsonia emersonii CBS 393.64 is the source of this 2203-nucleotide messenger RNA. Its product is annotated as Ubiquinone biosynthesis protein. The annotation marks the transcript as partial. NCBI's taxonomy places the organism in Eukaryota, Fungi, Ascomycota, Eurotiomycetes, Eurotiales, Trichocomaceae. Gene Ontology annotation, biological process: mitochondrion organization; lipid homeostasis. The record is from RefSeq and is a predicted model, not a curated record. The transcript is spliced from 8 exons. Gene Ontology annotation, cellular component: mitochondrial inner membrane.
AUGUCGCCAGUGCCAGGCGCAGCAGCGGCCAUCCUCCUCGCCUGGAGAGCGGAUAACAAGAACGGGAAAUCUUCAAGGAGAAGGGUGAUCCAGAUUGCUGCCGCGGGAGCACUGGGCGUGGCAGCAUUCACAUUCUCGGAUGAGAUCAAGCAUGCAUACGCAGCUGCGGCGAGGACGGGGAGAGUAGUCAGCACGCUGGCAGUGUGUAUCAACGACUACCGAACCACUCUGAACAAGAAGUGUUCCUCCCCCGAGGAAGAAGCCGAGCUUCUGCGUGCAUGUCACAAACGCUGCGCGGAGCGCACCCUACGAGUCCUCGAGAAGAACGGCUCCAUCUUCAUCAAGCUAGGCCAGCACCUGAGCAGUCUGGGCUAUCUGCUCCCCCUGGAAUGGACGACUACAUUUAUUCCGCUGCAGGACAAGUGUCCGGUGUCGUCCAUCGAAUCGAUCGAGGAGAUGUUCGUCGCGGACACUGGCAAGCGCAUCGAUGAGCUCUUCUCGUCUUUUGAACCUACCCCCAUUGGGGCGGCAUCCCUGGCGCAAGUGCACGUGGCGACGCUGAAGGAAACAGGCCAGAAGGUUGCGGUGAAGGUGCAGCACCCGGCCCUGGCCGAAUGGGUGCCGCUGGACCUGGCACUGACCCGGAUGACCUUCUCUGCGCUCAAGCGGUUCUUCCCGGAGUACGAUCUCGAGUGGCUGUCCCGGGAGAUGGAUCUGUCGCUGCCGCAGGAGCUGGAUUUCCGAAGGGAGGCGGAAAAUGCGAAGCGAACCAAGGAGUAUUUCAGGGAGCAUUCUAGUGCGCCGUUGGUGAUCCCGAAUGUCAUGUGGGCCAAGGAACGGAUUCUGGUGAUGGAAUUCAUCACUGGACACCGUCCCGAUGAUCUCGAGUUCCUCGAUUCCAACGGGAUUGACCGGGACGAAGUGUCAGCAGCCCUGGCGCACAUAUUCAACGAGAUGAUUUUCGGCAAGGAUGCCCCGUUGCACUGCGAUCCGCACGGCGGCAACAUCGCCAUCCGGAAAAACACCACGCGGCGCAAACCCAACUUUGAUAUCAUCCUGUACGACCACGGUCUGUACCGUGACAUUCCUCAGGACCUGCGUCGGAACUACGCCAAGCUCUGGCUCGCGGUGAUUGAGGCGGACGAGGAACGGAUGCGCGAGUAUGCGUACAAGGUGGCUGGCGUGACGGACGAGCAUUUCCCGCUCUUCGCCAGCGCCAUCACGGGACGAGACUACACCGUCGUGAAGAAGAAGGCGGUCGUCUCGCAGCGGACGAAGGAGGAAAAGGAAGACAUUACGGGGGCCCUGGGAGAUGGGAUGCUUCAACAGCUGGUCGAACUGCUGGGCAAGGUGCCGCGCAUUAUCCUUCUGAUUCUGAAGACGAACGAUCUAAGGCCCAGUCCGGACAUUCCUGAUCCUGGCGCGGUACGCGACCCGCACCGUAUUCGAAGAGCAGAUGGAGCUGGUCUCGCAGCACGGCAGCAUCUUCCGACCGAGCAACCUCUUCCGGAUCCUAUCUGCGUUUGCGGCGUACCUCCGUGUGGAAGUGAAGCUGCUGGCAGUAUUUUAUUUCAUUCUUUACUCCGUACUCCGGAGAGAGCUCCCGAAGGUCAGACAGGAUCGGAAUUUCUUUCUUGCUUUGGUAUCAAUAUACCUACAUCCCAACAACAGACAGACAAGACAAGACAAGAAGAGUUUCUUUCUUUUCUUUUUUUCUUCUCUUUAUUUUAUUUCAUCAUGUCCUUCCCAUCCUCGACUUCUUCCUUUUCUUCCUUAUGGAAGACCAGAACCAUGACGACUGUGAUGACGACGACUGUGAUACCCCGAACACAGCAGCAGUCACGGUUAUAUUCCAGAAAACGUCAGCUGUGGCAGCAGCAGCAGCAGCAACAGCAGCAACGUCAGGAACCGCCAAAGACAUUGGGGAGACAUCCCAGGUCCAUCACCGCCCCCCUAGCAGCAUUCACCAUGGCCCUCCUCCUGGGUUCAUACUGCAUCAGCUCCAUCCGCGCGGCGCGCAGGGAGGCGCGAUAUAACCCUGCAGAUGCAACAACUACUGCUGCAGGAGCUGUUGCUGCUGCGUCCAGUUCCGGCUCGAGAAUGACGUCCGCGUCGUGGGUGGCUAGGGCGUUGGAGGAGGAGAGGGAGGGAGAGGGAAGAGAAGAGAGAGGGGGAAAGAGUGGGAGUGAUAAUACUAAUGGAU